AGUCGGUAUCCGAGUCAAGAAGAGGCCAGCUGUCCUCGUCCAGGAUGCAUCUGCAACAGCACCCACGUCACCUGCAUAGGUUCACGAUUCAGGAAUUCCGACGUCUUUCAACAGAUCCACGAGAGAGCUUUCCCUCAUAUGGAUACGUUGACCAUGACUGGGAACACUUUUGGUGACAUUUCAGAUGGACUUUUUACGGAAGGGGAAGUGCACUCGAGUUUAUCAUUACUGAACUUGACGGGUAACGCAAUAACGAAGGUGUCGUCGGACACGUUCAAGGGAGCGCCGGCCGUCCAGUUCCUCUAUCUGGGCAAUAACGAAAUCAGACAUGCUGGCCGUUACGCUUUUGAACCGAUGCAGAGGUUACGAGUCCUCGAUAUGAGCGGGGCUCUUGGGAGAAGGCCGGCCGCCUCGAAGGCCGAUUUGAUCUCAGUGCUCUUCGAGACGGAAAAGCGUGGGUUCGUCGAGUUGGCUGAGUUGAUGCUGGCCAACAAUCAAAUUGAGAAGUUACACAAGGACACUUUUUGCAAGGUAAAGGUCUCUGGUUUCUGCAUAUCUAUUUGA
Messenger RNA from Cooperia oncophora, 564 nucleotides. Lineage: Eukaryota; Metazoa; Nematoda; Chromadorea; Rhabditida; Trichostrongylidae. The record is from the annotation of a GenBank genome assembly.